GUGAGGACAGAGCGAGCAGUGGAAAUCGCACUCGGCGAUCGGUUGUUUUGAUUUCGCUUUCUCUUCUGCUCCGGCGAAGUUGCUCAUCUCGUCUGGAGUGUUAAAAAAAGCACCGAUGUGGGAUGUCGCUUGUGAAUUAUUGUGAAACCAUGCGUCGGCCAGUUGAACACGCGGACUAGUGAAGAUCGUUGUGAAGAUGCUGGCGCCGUGACCAUGGAAGGAAUCUGUCUUUUUCAAACUGAUAAAGAACAACAUCCAGCGGGAAGACAACGACGCGAGCAACACAAAGACUCGUGAAAGAAAUGAUUCGUUGCUCUCUACUAUUGACAAGAAGGCUAAAAGAUUGGUAGCACAAGAUUUACAGAACAAUGGACGAAUCCCAUACCUGAGUCACAAAAGUGCUUGAUUAUUCCUCAUUACGUGAAGCGAGAACAAGCGAAUAUUGUUUCAUAUGUCAACAGAGCGCACUCCCAAAGUCCAAAAGCAUGCACGGUGUUAAGCGCGUGAUUGCGUUCUGCAUUCUCACCGCUAUUCUGCCGGCUUCGCUGAUCAUCCUGCCGCUGUACCUGCGGCACACGGUGUUUGCGGACGUCGUGUACCCGAUAGCCGAGUCAGACAUUAUAGAAAUUCGCGACGGAAUCUCGUCCGUGUUUUGCCAGAAGCACACGCUUCAGAUGAACAGCACGUUCAAUGCAUUCCAGCUGGACCACGAGCCGGAGGUGUCGAAGAACCGGAAGCACAUUCGGUUGAAAAAGUCUAUGUCGCUACCGGACGACACGCUGGAGUACUGGGGCUUCUAUCUGCUGAAGGGAGCCACGGUGGCGCUGAAGGUUUGCUCCAGAUACGACGGUUCCCGCAUCCUGGUGGUGAAGGGUGAACGUAACCUUCGGACGUGUGGGUUGCUCGAGCAUAACAGCAACAAAAUCGACAACUACCUCAACAAAGAACACGGCCAGGUGCUGGUUACCUUCGAGUCGGCCGCGGAGUACAUCAAUUCGAAAGAGAGGAAAGAUUCGACAGAUCUGCCGGCCGACGGGAAUCAUGGAGGAGAAGAUUUUACAGAAGAACGCACCGAAGAGAAGCUCCCCUUAGCGCACCGACCAAAGGUCCAUCCUCAAAACGAGAAGGAGCGGAUUAGAACAACCGGAGCACACCCGGCGUCAGAUACAUCCGGACGGUCCGCAUAUCAUUCGACGACGAAGCGCAUUGGACGUCCGGUAUCAGUAACGACGCGAAAUGUUGAACGAAUCGCCACUACAACCACCAGUACGACCACGACCAGCACGACAACGGAACCCACGCUUAGUACGACGGAAAAUCUGAUCAAAAAGUAUCGCAAUUUUCGGGCCACCGAAGCAGGGCCUGCCGACGACGGUUCGGCCGACAGUGGCAUGCACCGACGGCGCCACACUCACAACAAAACCGGCCACCGUCAGCAGCCCGAAACUGUGCCAGUGAACGAGCCGGAUCACAAUGGGGGUGAAGUUGUGGAACCGGACAGUAUCGGUCAGUCCGCAGAAACGCAUCAGAACCCGCAGAAAAAGCGCCGCCGCCGGAAACGGCGUGAUCUGGUUUACGAUCGCCGCAUCAAUCAUGGUGGUACAGCGGUGAAUUACUCGAACAACACCUCCGAUUCGGUUUCGAGCUUCGAGAACAGUCUGUUGUCGUGCUACGAUGGCGAUAUUCUGCUGGCGCACAGCUUCCCGCCGAGCAAAUCGUGCCAGAGUGUGCAGUACCUCGAGGGUGCAUCGCACACCGUCACCAAGCAUGAAGUUGUCUCGGACGGUUAUUAUUAUUACAUCUUUUACAGCGACAAUGACUACGUGCAGAACGACAUUCACGCCAUGUUCGACAUUUACAAGCCUACGUUCCAGUACUCGAACAUUUCCGACUCCAAGGGGUGUAUCAACAGCACGCACUGCUCCUUUCCCAUCAAAUUUUGGACCAGCGAACGAGUGAUCGUCGAAGUGCCAACACGGGACGGUAUUGAGCACGAGGAAGACGAUAUUACGCUGCUCGUUUCCACUUGCCACCCGCGGAUGGCAAUCUACAUCAUUUUUCCCGUCAGCGUGCUCUUUCUAGUGCUGACGUGCGCUUUUCUGUGAACGACGAUGAUUAUGCGCAUAGCUAAUUGAAGCUGUGCACCACCCUGUCGAGAGUGCACCGAGUCGGAAUGAUUUAUAGAGCGGUCUCUUGUAAUUGAUAAUGCUAGUGUGCCAUAAAACGCAGAAAGAUGGCCAAGUGCGCAACGAUCGUGCGUUACAUAGUGCAUGUAAUUAGUAGAUUAACCAUAUCGUCACAGAAAAUCCCAUGUAAGUUCGUGUUUCGAGCUCGGCCAAAUUCGCACCAUCCUGUUCUGACCGCCCAAGAGGGUCAGAAGAAUUCUCGAUCGUUUCAUAACUUAUCGGAUCACGACACUCGUAGUUGCGAGGAAAGUGUAUGGAUAUGUACGGGCUCAUCAGGUUUUAAGUCAGACAAUGGUUACGUUAGCUGUAAAGGUUUAACAUGCUCAAUGGCACAUGCUGUGAAUGGUCAGAAUGAAAACGAUUGAUUGAAAAUGAAUGAUUGAUUUUGUAAGUUAGGAAAUCUAAUGUUGGGCAAUGUGGCCUGCCUGAAAAAAAAAACAAAUCAUCAACAAAAUCCAACGUAGACAACUGUUGUUGCUCCAAAGUAGCGGAAAGAAGUACAACCAACUUUAGUUAGAUUGAAUGCUGCUUGCCCGGGCAUACGCCGGAACAGUCAAAACAAGAGGCAUCGGAAGGGCGUUCAUUAGAUUAUUAGUUAGUUUCGCAUUAGUGGAAGUUAGUAGGUUAGCUCAAUUGAAAUUUUAAUCUUAGUAUAUAUCUUUCAGGCAAAUAAUUACAAUUUUCUUGGCAAUACUUUGCCAUUUUGAGCAGCGUUUGGUUUAGCUUUUUAGUAUCGCGUGCAAUCGAUGUUUAGUUAUUAAUGUUUGUUAUUAUUAGCCUUAUGUUUUUAUCCUAUUCAACGUGCCGGGGAGAGUUUUGUUUCCACUUAAUGGUUGUGAUUUUGUGCGGCGGAUCCACCGUAGAUUUUAAUACUUUGUUUAGUCACCACGUUGGGCUCAUUUUAGUCUUCCGAGUCUUGGUAAUUGCAGUGCAAUAUGAAAAAAAUAUCAUAUCGGCCGAUUGUGAGCAUUAUACAACGGAGUUGGUUUAUGUUAGAAACAAGGAUACAAGCGGUGUAACAGCAUCCGAACGCUCAUCGAAAGUUACCUCAAAUCAGUGGAUGAAUAUUAAGCUUGAUAUCAACCCGAUCGCGCCUCAGCGUGCGCUCAAGGCAAAAGAAUAUCAUGUAGAGGAAGCCCGAUGAAGGGUCCCUUAUCACAUUGCUUCAAAUAGAAUGGUGUCAGUUUUGAAUUGUGAUAAAAACAACCAAUAGACAACAUAUAUUAUAAAAAAAUUAUUGCGCGUGUUUACCAGGUCAGUCGUAUAGUUAUUAAGAGGUUUUUGAGAGUUAUCGAAUGUAGAAGGAGAUUCCAGUCGAGUCGCGCGUGAAAUAAAUAUUAUUACUUCUGUUGAGAUGCGGUA
Anopheles cruzii is the source of this 3548-nucleotide messenger RNA. RefSeq lists its product as uncharacterized. The transcript is spliced from 3 exons. The record is from RefSeq and is a predicted model, not a curated record. Bases 486 to 2105 code for a protein of 539 amino acids. NCBI's taxonomy places the organism in Eukaryota, Metazoa, Arthropoda, Insecta, Diptera, Culicidae.